AUGAAUAAUAUGGCUCAAGUGACCACGAAAAAUGAACGUCCUGUGAAAAGGAGACGCAAAGUAAUGAAUACAUGUAUGUUUUGUCGGAAAAGGAAACUAAAAUGUGAUCAUGCUAGACCAAAAUGUCAGCAGUGUGAAAUGCGGAAACUUCCUGAAUGCGUCUAUGGUAACGGUUUUAAUUUUGACGUUAGUGCAGAAGAUCGCAUGAAAAGACCUACAAAACGUUUAGUGAAAGAUGUGACAAAUAGUGUAUUAGAUAACCCUACAGAUAUAUCCACAUCAAACCCCUCUAAAGGUAACCCCGAUGACAAUUUAUUAAAAUUUCAAUUUCUUGAAAAUCAGGAUGGUAGAUUUCAACGUUAUGGACCAACAUCGUGGAAGGCAAUUGUAAACCAUGAUAAGGAAGUAUUUGAACGAGAGUAUCUUGAUUUAUGGAAUGUUCAAAAGAAUAAGUACGAUGUUUGGAAAACUCAACAUUGUGUCAUUGAGAAUAAGCCGAAGUAUUGGGUACAUUUUCAUGAUGUAAACAAUAUUUUGAAAAUCAUAUGUAGUGUCUUGCCAACUUAUGAAAAGACCAGAGAGACUCUAGAUAAAUUCUUCAAUGGUACAUUACAUGAUGUUUAUAGGAUAGUGGAUCGUAAGCGUACAUUUGAAGCAUUUAAUACGUGUUUUUGCGUUUCAAGGGUUGAGCCAUCAUUCGAAAAUUUGUUGACGGAUGUGUUUACAGAUAUCCAAGUUCCAGCAGAUGGAAAUCUUUAUUAUAUUGGUAUUAUAUUAUUGAUUAUUAGUCAUACAAUGUCUAAUUUCAAUCCAGAUAAAUCCUUGACAAGUUUCUUAGAACAAUUAGCAUUUUCUCCAAGAUUUUCAGAUUCUUUUGUGGAAAGACCCCAAUUUUUGCUACUGAUGUACCUUUUGAGAGAAUAUCAAUCAGAUUUGCCCAUUUGGGAGACUAAUCAAAAUCACAAUCUAAUUAUGUGUGUAUGCCAUAGUUGUGACGUAUUAGGUUUAAGCAAAAUUGAUGAAUGGUAUGAUAAGAGUAAUUAUUCCAGUGAUGUGAUUUAUUCUUUAAAGAGAACUUUCUAUUGGACAAUAUUUUUUGAUGUUAAUGUAUCAUUUGAAGAAGGGAAACCACUUUAUCUUUCUGAUAAUCAUUUCGAAUAUGCUCAAUUAUAUAAUUUGGAACGUCAUGAUGUUGAGAUAGAUAAAGAAUUUCGCCGAAGUAGAGUUAUGUCCAAUUUUCUCAAGAUAGUGAGACCUAUUGUUAAUGAUUUAAAUAGUUCAAAUUUUAAAGACAGGAACAUGUUGAAAAUAUACACCAAGCAAUUGGUGGAUUAUUUCGAAUCAGGUUUAAUGCCUAUUAAAUUAUAUACUGGUUCAGGUAAAAUAUUACCUGUAGACACCUUUGAUUUACCAUUCGUCGCUGUUGGCGUUGCAUUAUUAUUAGCCCUGUAUCAUAUGAGAGAGAAAUAUUUUGGAGAGAAGUCUAUUGAGGUAAAUAAUGGAAUCAUCAAAUAUUCAUUAAUCCUUAUAAGUUUUUCUUGUAAAACGAUCAUUUGGGGAGAUCAGAUGGAUGGAUUUACUGAUGGUAUGUAUUAUAUCAAUAAGGAUGCUAUUACGCAUCAUUUACGAUUAUCGAUCCUAUUGACUGCACCGAUUAUGAAACGAGUAAUUUUCGAAUUCUAUGAUUAUUUUUUCCAAAACAUUUCACUAGAAAAUCUAUCAUCUUCACAACAAUUGUUUGAUUGUGAAGGAUCUAAAGAUCAAACUAUAUUAUUAGAUAGUUUUACUGUGGAAGAUAGUUAUUAUUAUCAAAUUAUUCCCGCAUUACAACAAAUCGAGAUCAUUGAAAAAUCGAUAUUGGGUCAUACGGAGUAUAGAUUACAUCAAAGAUUACAUAAAUCGGCCACGUUUGUUACCUUAGCUGCGUCACAAAUGUUAUCAUAUAUUCUUGCAUUGCAAGUUACAAGAUUAGUCAAAUGUCCCGAAGAUAAAAAACAGACCAUAAAGCAAACAGGGACAGAGUUAUGGAAUAAGUAUAGAAGUAUAUCUAGUGGGUUAUGGAGGUUAAACAUAUUUGAUCUAGUGUCUAAGAAAUUGACUGCAAAGACGGCUAACGAGGCUGAUGAGGCUGACGCCAAUGCACACCCUACUUUUACAUAG
Molecule: messenger RNA, 2160 nt
Organism: Maudiozyma barnettii
Lineage: Eukaryota; Fungi; Ascomycota; Saccharomycetes; Saccharomycetales; Saccharomycetaceae
Product: Zn(II)2Cys6 transcription factor domain-containing protein
Exons: 1
Coding region: 1-2160 (719 amino acids)
Biological process (GO): regulation of DNA-templated transcription
Molecular function (GO): zinc ion binding; DNA-binding transcription factor activity, RNA polymerase II-specific
Source: RefSeq, a predicted model, not a curated record